AUGCUCCGCCAGAUCUUCAGUCAAGCCAAGAAGCACCCAAGCUUGAUACCUCUCUUUGUAUUCAUUGGAGCUGGAGGUACUGGAGCAGCCUUGUAUGUCAUGCGUCUGGCUUUAUUUAAUCCAGAUGUCUGUUGGGACAGAAAGAAUAACCCAGAACCAUGGAACAAACUAGGCCCCAAUGAUCAAUACAAGUUUUACUCAGUGAAUGUGGAUUAUAACAAACUGAAGAAAGAAGGCCCUGACUUCUAA
Messenger RNA from Elephantulus edwardii (Cape elephant shrew), 249 nucleotides. RefSeq names its product NADH dehydrogenase [ubiquinone] 1 alpha subcomplex subunit 4-like. NCBI's taxonomy places the organism in Eukaryota, Metazoa, Chordata, Mammalia, Macroscelidea, Macroscelididae. The transcript has 4 exons. The coding region runs from base 1 to 249 and encodes 82 amino acids. The record is from RefSeq and is a predicted model, not a curated record.